Balaenoptera acutorostrata (minke whale) is the source of this 222-nucleotide messenger RNA. RefSeq names its product protein kish-A-like. Bases 1 to 222 code for a protein of 73 amino acids. The record is from RefSeq and is a predicted model, not a curated record. The transcript has 2 exons. NCBI's taxonomy places the organism in Eukaryota, Metazoa, Chordata, Mammalia, Artiodactyla, Balaenopteridae. Gene Ontology annotation, biological process: protein secretion; intracellular transport.
AUGUCUGCCAUCUUCAAUUUUCAGAGUCUGUUGACUGUAAUCUUGCUGCUUAUAUGUACCUGUGCUUAUAUCCGAUCCUUGGUACCCAGUCUCCUGGACAGAAAUAAAGCUGGGUUGUUGGGUGUAUUUUGGAAGUGUGCCAGAAUUGGGGAACGGAAGAAGCCUUAUGUUGCAGCAUGCUGUAUCGUGAUGGCCUUCAGUAUCCUCUUCCCCACACCUUAG